Molecule: messenger RNA, 1542 nt
Organism: Aureobasidium namibiae CBS 147.97
Lineage: Eukaryota; Fungi; Ascomycota; Dothideomycetes; Dothideales; Saccotheciaceae
Product: allantoinase, mitochondrial precursor
Exons: 2
Coding region: 1-1542 (513 amino acids)
Biological process (GO): purine nucleobase catabolic process; allantoin catabolic process
Cellular component (GO): cytoplasm
Molecular function (GO): allantoinase activity; cobalt ion binding; zinc ion binding
Source: RefSeq, a predicted model, not a curated record
AUGGCACCUCACGCCCUCUCCCCUGCCGUUCGCUCCGAGGCCGCCUCGCCAUCCUCUACACAAGCACAGUCCGACCUCACCGUCCUCGCAUCCUCUCGGGCAGUGAUCAAAGGCCGUGAGACAGCAGCAACAAUCGCCAUAUCCACCGCAACAGGCAAGAUCCUGUCAAUCUGGGAGUCAGUGCUGCCCGCCUCGUCGUUCCCUGCCGGCACUCCCUAUGUCGACCACUCUCCACACAUCCUGAUGCCUGGAUUGGUAGACGCACACGUGCACUUGAACGAGCCUGGAAGAACAGAAUGGGAGGGUUUUUGGACUGGCACGCGAGCGGCUGCAUUUGGUGGUGUCACGACGGUGGUGGACAUGCCUCUGAAUGCUAUUCCUCCCACGACGACUGUGGCAGGCUUCAAGGAGAAGAUUGAGGCUGCACAGGGCAAGUGUUGGGUAGAUGUUGGCUUCUAUGGCGGCAUUGUGCCUGGUAAUGUUGAGGAGCUCAAGCCUUUGGUCAAGAUGGGAGUGAGAGGCUUCAAGGGGUUCCUCAUUGACAGCGGAGUCGACGAGUUCCCAGCCGUCUCGUCCGAGGACAUUGCCAAAGUCUUCGGCGAACUUGCAGACGAACCCACAACAGUCAUGUUCCACGCCGAAAUGAUCCCACCAGUCACCCAAUCCGUGGGCGACGACGUCCAAGCCUCCGAACCACCCAUGGCCCCUUCCGGCCCCCUGGACGUAUACCAAACCUUCCUGGACUCACGCCCCUCGACCUUCGAAACGUACGCCAUCCUCGAGAUUCUGAGUCUUGCGCAUUUGGCCCCGCAACUGCCGUUGCACAUCGUGCAUUUGAGUGCUGUGGAAGCUAUCCCCAUGUUGAGAGAGGCAAGAGCAAAGGGCGUCAACAUUACAGCGGAAACGUGUUUUCAUUACCUGUCCUUGGCGGCAGAGGCGAUCAAGAACGGAGAUACGAGACACAAAUGCUGUCCACCCAUCCGCAGUCAAAGCAAUCAAGAUGGCUUGUGGAGCGAAAUGUGCAGACCAGACGACAGUGUAAUCAAGACCGUCGUUUCGGACCACUCACCCUGCACACCCAACCUGAAGCUCUUACCCGCCAACGUGCCCGGCGCCAUCGAAACCACCAGCAAACAAGGAGAGGGCGAUUUCUUCUCGGCCUGGGGCGGCAUCAGCAGCGUCGGGCUCGGUCUCAGCGUCCUCUGGACAGAGGCUUCCACCCGCAACUUCACCAUCGAAGAUGUGGUGCGUUGGUGCUGCAUCAACACUGCCGCUCAAGUGGGCCUCUCGCACCUCAAGGGAGAUAUUGCAGUCGGUCUGGAUGCAGAUAUUGCGGUGUUUGAUGACGAAGCAGAAUUCAUCGUUCAGCCCAACACUAUGCUGUUCAGGAACAAGUGCAGUCCGUAUCAGGAUAAGACGCUGAGAGGUGUGGUCAAGGAGACUUGGUUGCGUGGCCGCAAGAUUCAUACUCGUGAGCAAGGGUUUGUUGAGAAGAGUGGUCCUGCUGGGCAAUUGCUUCUCGAGCCUAGAGUAAAGGUGUAG